CAGAAAGUCAACAUGGAAAACAUCUUGAAGAAGGCACAAACUGUGGGUCAAGAAAAGCAUCGAAAUAACGUUGACAAGAUCAUACAGUAUGGAACAGCAGGAUUUAGGACAAGGGGGGAGUAUUUGGACCAUGUUAUCUACAGAAUGGGCCUACUUGCAGCCUUGAGGUCAAAGGUCAAAAGAGCCACCAUAGGAGUGAUGAUCACAGCUUCCCACAAUCCAGAGGAGGACAAUGGAGUAAAACUAGUGGACCCAUUGGGUGAAAUGCUUGAAGCAUCAUGGGAACCAAUAGCUACCUCCCUUGCUAAUGUAAAGGAUGCAGAUCUGGGUUCUAAAUUGGAGGAAAUAAUCAAAACAGUUGACAUUGACAUCAGCGCUCCCUCGAAAGUAUUCAUUGGUCGCGAUACAAGGCCCAGUAGUUUACCAUUAGCCCAAGCUUGUAUAGAUGGUGCUAAUGUAUUUAGCAGUAUUAUCACAGAUUAUGGUCUCCUAAGCACACCUCAACUUCACUACAUGGUCAGAUGCAAUAACACAAACAAUGAAUACGGUCAGCCUAAUGAACAAGGAUAUUACAAGAAACUAUCAACAGCAUUCAAGCUUUUGAGAGGAGAUAAUCCAAGUAAUAAACAAUACAAGAGUGUUCUACAUAUAGAUGGUGCUAAUGGUGUGGGUGCCUUGAAAGUUGAAAACUUACAGAGCCAUCUCGGGGACAGUAUCACUAUUAAAGUCACUAAUGAUGGGUCAUCUGGCAAACUGAACCAUUUGUGUGGGGCUGACUAUGUGAAAGUAGGUCAGCAGUGUCCAGAGAACAUGAUCAUUGAGGCUGGGGACAGAUGUGCAUCAUUUGAUGGAGAUGCAGAUAGAAUUGUCUACUUUUAUGGAGACAAAGAGGGCACAUUCCAUUUACUGGAUGGUGAUAAAAUUGCCACCUUGGUAGCUGGGUACCUUAAGGAUCUAGUGUCAAAAUGUGGGUGUGACCUUGACCUUGGUCUUGUGCAGACAGCUUAUGCAAAUGGCAGCUCAACAAACUACAUCACGGAACAGCUGAAAGUGCCUGUUGCCUGUGCGAAAACAGGUGUAAAGCAUUUACAUCACAGGGCCCUUGAUUUUGACAUUGGGGUCUACUUUGAGGCGAAUGGCCAUGGAACUGUAACAUUCAGUGACAAAGCUCAAAACAAAAUAAAAACUGCCAAAGAUGAUCAAACGUUGUCAAGUGAACAAAGGGAAGCAGCUGAGAAACUUAAAAAUGUGAUAGAUCUCAUUAACCAGACAGUGGGGGAUGCAAUAUCAGAUAUGCUUUUGGUGGAAACCAUACUACAUACCAAGGGGUGGGACAUCAGUGAAUGGAAUAGCGCUUACAAGGAUCUACCCAACAGACAAUUAAAAGUCAAGGUUAAAGACAGGACUGUGAUAGAAACAACUGAUGCAGAGAGACGCACAACUUCUCCCUCAGGUCUUCAGGAAGCCAUAGAUGCAAUUGUAGCCAAGUAUAAUAAUGGAAGGUCUUUUGUCAGGCCAUCUGGUACUGAAGAUGUCGUCCGAGUGUAUGCAGAGUCAGACACACGUCAGAAUGCGGACAUGUUGGCUCAUGAAGUCAGUGUGAAAGUUUAUGAACUCGCUGGAGGUGUAGGGGAUGCUCCAGUAGCACCAGAGUUUUAACAGAAUUACUACAUGAUAUGAUAGUAAUGGGAUAUGUUAUUGUACCCUGACUAUCAAAGUUGCUCAAAUGUGAUUUAAGUCUGUUUUAUUGAAAAUGAGAGGAAUAUACAAAGAUGUAAGGACUAUAACAUAAGGAUUAAGCUGUUCACUUGCUUCAUGUACA
Molecule: messenger RNA, 1822 nt
Organism: Owenia fusiformis
Lineage: Eukaryota; Metazoa; Annelida; Polychaeta; Sabellida; Oweniidae
Source: the annotation of a GenBank genome assembly